CCACAAUCCCAAUCCCAAGUAUUUUCAUCAUAUUUAAUAAUAAUUUUAUUUUAAGUCUAAAAUAAUGAGCACGUUUAGCAAAGUUCAAUCUUCUUUUCAUUUGACACACAAAUUAUGGAAUAAUACCCAAGAAAAAAGGAAAGUAGGAAUUGUUACUAUGUCAAAUUCCUUGAAAUUAGGUGGGAAUUUAACAUGUAAGAAAACUGAUAAGAAUAGUAUUAGUAUUAAUAAUAAUAAUAAAAAAAAUAAUAAUAAUAAUGGAAGAUUUGGGAAAUUUGGCGGUAAGUAUGUGCCUGAAUUGUUAAUAACAUGCUUAAGUGAACUUGAAGAAGAAUUCCACAAGGCUCUUAAUGACACCAAAUUUCAGGAAGAGUUGGAAACAGCCUUAAGGGAUUAUGUAGGGAGGGAAACACCCUUAUACUAUGCUGAAAGGCUAACAAAUCAUUAUAAGAACAACAAUGGGGAAGGGCCACAAAUUUACAUAAAGAGGGAGGAUUUGAAUCAUGGAGGUGCUCACAAGAUCAACAAUGCUCUUGCACAAGCCAUGCUUGCUAAACGUAUGGGUCGUACAAGCAUAGUCACGGCCACAGGUUCGGGCCAAAAUGGAGUUGCAACUGCGGCUGUAUGCGCCAAGCUUGGUCUCUCUUGCACAAUCCUAAUGGGUAGCCUUGAUAUGGAGAGGCAACCUUCUAAUGUACAACUCAUGAAGCUGCUAGGGGCACAAGUAAAAGCGGUUGAAGGGAACUUUAAAGACGCAAGUUCAGAAGCAGUUAGAGAAUGGGUAGCAAACUUUGAAAGCAGCUAUCACUUGCCAGCUUCAGUAGUGGGGCCCCACCCACUACCGACUAUGGUGCGAGAGUUCCAGUCAGUGAUAGGCAAGGAAGUAAGGAAACAAGCAAUGGAUAAAUGGGGUGGGAAACCGGAUGUUCUGGUUGCAUGUGUAGGAGGUGGAUCCAAUGCAAUGGGUUUAUUCCAUGAAUUUAUUGAUGAUGAAGAUGUUAGAUUGAUUGGGAUUGAAGCAGCUGGAUAUGGAUUGGAAAGUGGUUGGCAUUCAGCUACUUUAAGUAAAGGUGAUGUUGGUGUUUAUCAUGGGACUAUGAGCUAUUUGUUACAAGAUGAUGAAGGUCAAAUUAUUGGUCCUUACUCAAUUGGAGUUGGGUUGGAAUGUCCAGGAGUGGGACCAGAGCUGAGCUUCUUGAAGGACAACGGACGCGCAGAGUUCCACGCAGUCACAGAUGAAGAAGCCCUACUUGCAUACAAGAAUUUGUGCAAAUUAGAAGGCAUAUUUCCAGCACUUGAAGCAUCACAUGCACUUGGAUACCUAGAAAAACUGUGCCCAACUCUACCAAAUGGAACCAAAGUGGUUGUUAACUGCAGCGGACGAGGUGACAAGGAUGCUGCCACUGUUCAGCAAUUCGAUCAGCUGCGCUUUUUUACAUCUAUGGCUGCUUCCAAAACUAUUUCACCAGACCACUCUAAACAACUCUCUCUGCACUCAUAAACAUUCCAAUAGAAUUGAUACAUCAUCAUCAUACCCAGCGUAUUUAGUUGUGUUUUGGGAAACAUGUAUCCCCUCAUAAGAUACAUGAUCAGGGUUUUGGGAAACAUGUUGUAUAUAAGAAUAUGAGUGAUUUAGUUGUGUUUAUUUUUAUUACAUAGUAGAGGCGUAGAGCGAGAAUAAUCGUGUUAUUGAAUCUUUCUUAAAAGUGAUACUUACUCUGUAACCGAGAUAAAUAUGUUUUUCUAGUUGCGCUUCAUUAUACUCCCUUCUAUUCACUAUUAUUGUUCCAUU
Molecule: messenger RNA, 1792 nt
Organism: Amaranthus tricolor (Joseph's coat)
Lineage: Eukaryota; Viridiplantae; Streptophyta; Magnoliopsida; Caryophyllales; Amaranthaceae
Product: tryptophan synthase beta chain 1-like
Exons: 5
Coding region: 65-1501 (478 amino acids)
Biological process (GO): L-tryptophan biosynthetic process
Cellular component (GO): cytoplasm
Molecular function (GO): tryptophan synthase activity
Source: RefSeq, a predicted model, not a curated record